Ctenocephalides felis (cat flea) is the source of this 1846-nucleotide messenger RNA. RefSeq lists its product as uncharacterized. The coding region runs from base 146 to 1717 and encodes 523 amino acids. The record is from RefSeq and is a predicted model, not a curated record. Gene Ontology annotation, cellular component: SCF ubiquitin ligase complex. Gene Ontology annotation, molecular function: protein binding. The transcript has 6 exons. Gene Ontology annotation, biological process: SCF-dependent proteasomal ubiquitin-dependent protein catabolic process. NCBI's taxonomy places the organism in Eukaryota, Metazoa, Arthropoda, Insecta, Siphonaptera, Pulicidae.
CUUGUCCAGAGAGUAUUAGGCAGAAUCAUUUGUACAUGACCAAUGACUGUCACGUUCUGAAUGUAUUCUAAAAUUAUUUUAAUGUUUUGACAUAAAAUUCUUAUUUUAAAAUCAAAUACGACUUAUUAGAAGUUCAAGUAGAUAUAUGAACAUGGAAUCUUCUAGUAGUGGAUGUAAUAAGAGGAAAGCCGAUCAGUUAAUUGAUUCAAGUUUGCCUAACAUAAAAAAUAAAUUUAAAAAGAAAGUUCCAAAUGAAUUUGAAUCUUUGCCAGAUAAAAUAGAUUUGAUGUGUUUGCCUGAUGACGUUCUUUAUAUAGUAUUAAGCAAUUUGCAUCCAAAAGAUAGGCUAGAAAUGGGCUUAACCUGCAAACGAAUGCUACAUCUAGUCAAUGCUUCCAAUGUGUGGAAGAAAGUAGAUUGUCGACCUCUGCAUGUGAAUAAUUUGAUGUUUGAGAAAUUAAUAAAAUUUUUGUCUUUUGGAACUUUAGCCUUGAGUAUUCGAGGGUAUGCAAUGAAACAUCUUCAUGCAGACAUUCAACCAACUUGCACACCUCAAUUAUUACAUAUAAUUAAAGAUAAGUGCACAAAAAUCAAAAUAUUGCGAAUAGAGGAGGAUUUAAUACAUAAUAUUGCAAUAAAAGAUUUUCCAUCAACUCUAGAGGAACUCUCACUGGCAGGAAGUGCUAAUAGAUAUUUUAAUUCAGAAAAUUCAGUACCUUAUUUUUUUAGGAUAGAGCAACAUUUACCAAAUCUAACUACAUUAUGUUUACGACAAUGCAGAUGGUUUGAGCCUCAUGCAUUAAUGAUAUUAUCUAAACUACCUCACUUACAUAGUUUAGAUGUCAGUAAAUGUUCUAGGCUAGGUGAAUGUGUACCAUAUUUUAGUCUUGCUAUGAGGCACGGAUUCAAAAAGCUUAGGGUACUGGAUUUAAGGCAUACCAUGUUGGGAGAUAGUGAAGUUUCAUGUUUAAAAUCGUUGCCAUGCUUGAGGGAAUUACUACUAGAAUGUCCAAUAAAUGUACAACAUGAAAAUUCUCAUGACAAUGCUAAUUUUAGUCGUAACCCUGUAGUAGUGAUUAGGCCUUUAUACAGGCAAAUUUUUGAUAAUCAACUGCCACAAGUUGGAGUACAUAAUGCUAAUAUGGAAGAUAAUAUAGAUAAUAGAGCAAUUUUUCUUAGAAUGCCAGCAAUGCCUCGCAAUCGCCCACUAAAUAUUGACCACAUGGAACAAGAGCAAAUAAUAAUACAAGUAAAUAGAAAUUUUGAUAAUAAUAAUGUACAAAAUGAAUUGCCUCAAGUUCCCGUACAUAAUGUUAUAGAAGGGGGGCGAAAUCAUAUUAGGAAUCUUCAUGCUAGACUACCUUUACAUGAUAAUCAUUUAGGAAUAAAUGAUAAUUUUCACAUGCCACAUUUAACUGUAGGAAGUCUCAUAACAGAUCGAGCUAUUUGUGGAUUUGGAAAUUCUAUGAUCAAUAAUGAAUUGAAUUUGAUUCGCAUCCAAGGAGAGCAUGCAGCUGAGGAAUGUGAAUCUUUGUUGGAACGAAUAGUUGUUCGAAAUUAUACCUCAGUUUCUGACAGAUCUUUGAGGCAUCUUGCUAGGGCUAUACCACAUUUGAAAUUUUUGGAUGUACGUGGUACAACAGUAACAAAACAAGGUGUGGAGAAAUUUAUGCGAGAUUGUCCUGACUGUCAUAUUAGAUCUGAUAUCAAUAUUUAAUGAAUUAUACCUUCAGGCAAAUAAGAGUGGAAAAUGAAUUUUUAUUUACACAAAUGCAUAUAAUUAUAAAUCUUUUUAUGAGUAGGAUAUAUAUCUCUUAUUUGAAUAUCAAUAUACUAAUAGUUCAUA